Formica exsecta is the source of this 2086-nucleotide messenger RNA. RefSeq lists its product as uncharacterized. The coding region runs from base 255 to 1532 and encodes 425 amino acids. Lineage: Eukaryota; Metazoa; Arthropoda; Insecta; Hymenoptera; Formicidae. The transcript is spliced from 4 exons. The record is from RefSeq and is a predicted model, not a curated record.
UCAAUGUCACCACUUUCAGUAAAAGAUGAACUGAGUUUAUAUUCGAUUGGUUGCAUAAUCAUGUGUAAUCAACGUAUGCAAUAUUACGUCACUUUCACACGAUCGGAGUAAAACGACACGUGCAGAGGGGCGUCUCACACUGCGCGUCGAUUCGCUCUUCUGUAAUGAACGUAUGUCGUGCAAGCGCGCGUUCACGAGUCGUACAAAUAGCGAAGACUCCUAAACGAUCGUGAUCAGUGAAGUGAUACACAACGAUGGAGAACAGAUCGGUUAGCCAUUCCGUCGAAGACAAGGUAAAGCAAAUCCAAGCUUAUCUAAGAAAGUACGAGAACGAUGACAAAUUGGUGAUUUUGGAGGCUGUGGACAGGCCGGGGUCGAAACCUGGAGACAAUUACACGUCGGUGCUAAUCAAAACGAAACUCGUCGGUAGACGCGGGGACGGAAGUCCGUAUAUCAAGAAUAUUAUUACAAAAAGUAUCGUCCAAAGGCGCGCAAUCUCUGAAUUAAUCGAUCUCUACGCUCUAUUCCGUAUGGAGACACAUGCCUAUCGAAAAAUAUUGCCCGUCCUUGGAUCUUUUGGUCCUCGAUGUAUAUAUGCCGACAGAGAGAAUAUAAUAAUGGAAGAUCUAGCGGAGAAGGGGUACGUCAACUGCGAGAGACGCAACUUUCUGGACUUGGAUCACACUGUCUUUAUCUUGAAGAAACUUGCCAAAUUACACGCAUCCGCUUUAGCGGUAAAAAUCAAUGAUCCGCAGUUGUUCGAUGAAUUAACCGAGUCUUUGGAAGAGGUGGUUUACAACGACAUUUCCGAAACAUCGGUAAUGAGAUCGUGUACCGAAAUGUGUAUAAAGUCGGCGGUGAAAUCUUUAGAAGUAAUAGAACCGCGAACGCAGGAGCUGCAAGCUAUCAUAGACCACAUUGCCAGUUACGUUGACAAAACUUACGACACAAUAUAUCGAAUGUUCAAUGCGCCGAAGCAGAAAUAUCACACAAUCUGCCAUGGCGAUCCGUGGAUUAAUAAUAUGAUGUUUUUGCACGAUAACGAAGGCAAGAUAAUCGAUCUGAAAAUGGUGGAUUAUCAGAUAUAUAGACACACCUCGGUGUCCACCGAUAUCCAUUACUUGAUAUACACCAGUGUGCAAUCGUCGUUGAUCGAGAAAAGCUACGAGAGUCUCAUUAGGAUUUAUCAUAGUGAGUUUCUCAAGGAGCUCCGUCGAUUAAACGUAGACGAGAAGAUCCUGGCGGGACUCGAUCGGGAAUGGCUGGAGACGGAGCUGCGAGCUUACGCGUUUUACGGAGGGCUCACUGGGUGUUUCAUGGUAAAUCCGAUAUUGGCGGAAGAGGAGGAUGUGAUACAAUAUGAAAAUAUGGAAUUCGGCCCAGAUAAUCCACUGUGGAGCACCGAUAUAAGCGUAAUGAAUGUAAGUCAGAAGAAACUCGAUCGAGUCAAAUGCAUCGCGUCCCACUAUUACAGAAGAUAUAGCUUAGGUAUUAUUAACGAUGACCUUGAACCAAUUUCUAUUACGACAUAGUAGAUACGCUAAAAAUAGAUACGAAAUAGAAGAUUGCUCGUAACAGUCGGUGUUAUAAUGAACAAGCAUAAACUCUGAUGUUUAUGAUGCACCGAAAUGAAAAAGAGCACUAUUAUAUAGCAUUAUCUCUUUUCUCGUGUUAUAUAUUGUAUAUACACGAAUAGGAUUCGAGUUGCAUCUGUAUAGUAAAUAUAGCAAUUUCGAAUAUAGUUAUUUUAAAGUCCUUCAACGCGGAAUAUAUAUUUUUCUUACGAUUGUAUGUUUUGAAUUCCAUCAUAAAUCGUACAAUAUAUUUAAAGUGAAACGUAUAAUUAACUUUAACAUCAAUCAAAUAUGGAUUUGUUAUUGUUUAAGAAAUAGCCUUAAAUUUAAACCGCACACACAUUUUAUACCGGAGUAUCCCAAUUAUAUAUAUAUAACUGCAAUUAUAUAUAUAUAUAUAUAUUUCCGACAUUGAAUAAUUUUUGUAAUAUAUAUUGUACAAAAAUAGCUUAAAAAACUGUUUUAUUGUAAUGACAUGUUAUCUACGAAAUAUAUUGCUUGCAUUAAUAAAA